Molecule: messenger RNA, 1037 nt
Organism: Anoplopoma fimbria (sablefish)
Lineage: Eukaryota; Metazoa; Chordata; Actinopteri; Perciformes; Anoplopomatidae
Exons: 2
Coding region: 1-687 (228 amino acids)
Source: RefSeq, a predicted model, not a curated record
AUGCAUGAUGAACCCCCGGAGACAAUACCGGGCCUGCAGUGUCUCUUCGGUCCAAACAAACACAGUCACAGACAAAGUUCCUCAGUCACUAUCCUCCAGCACACCGACGCAACUCGGGAGCGCCAAGGUGGCUCAUCAGUGGUUUCCAAGGCAACUACCUCUGACCCCCCAGCUCUCACAAACCUAAAUGCUGCUCAUACUGAAUCAUCAACAGCUGAGCCAGGCAGCACUUGCCGAACCCAAAGCCUUCCAAAAACCGUCUGCAUCACAACACUGGACAUACGAAACCCGCUGCCCCUUGACUCUCUUUCUCCUCUAACACCUCCUCUUCCUCCUCCUCCUCCUCCUGCUGCAGACAGCCCAUACCUCCCACCUCUGUCACUUCCAGAUCUGCCUCCACCUCUGCCAUCAUCCAAACCUUUUUGUACCUCCAGUCCCUCAACACCGCCUCCUGCUGAGAGCCCCCAUCGUCCGACCACUCUCAACCUAAAAACGCUGCCGCGGCCAACCGUCAGGGAGAACGGCGGCCCCCCGCCCGGGUUGGAUGAGGAAGAGGAGGAGAAGAAGAUGCUUGAGGAGGAUCUGAAGAAAUGUAUUGAGGAGUUCAAGAAGAUCCGCUUGCCCAGAGAGUUUCCUGAUCGCAAGAGACACUGGCAAAGCGACUUGCUCAAGAAGUACAACGCGUAGAGCGCUUUGCUGCCCAGGAUUUUAUUACUAUGCUGUAAGCAGUGGACUCCAGAUUUAUACAUGUUGCUCUGAGUCAGCAAGUUUACUUUAAGUUCUAAUGUAGUAGUUUUUGCAUGUCAACACAACUAAAAUGUUUGAUUAAGGUUAGCGUUUAAUUAGGCUGAGCUUGUCCAGCAAUCAAACAUCCACGAUAAAGAGAGAGAUUUGCUUUUUCCCAUCAUAAGAAACAUCCUAGAUUGUUAGUGACACUUUGUUCCACACCUUUAUUUGGAGACAUAAAAAAAGAUGGAAAUCUAUUUAUUUUCACUCAGUCAAAGGAUAAUAUAUGUAAUGUGGUUAAUUAGAGAUUU